AUGUCAAGUACUGAAAUGAUAGAGAAACCUGACGAUUCUUACACGGCAGCCGAGUAUGUUCAACCGCCUCCUCCAGAAACUACAGACGCAUAUCUUAUAAAUACGCGUAGCCAGCUCCAGCUAGAGGCAGAUGCGCGAGAAGCAUUACCCUAUAAAUUCGAUCAAUGUACGAAGCCUCUCGGAAAGCUUCGACAAAGCUUAUUCUCGUGUCUUACUUGUAAUCCUGCCCCAGACGACCCGAAUGAAAAAUACAACGCAGCAAGCGUCUGCUAUUCCUGUUCAAUUCAAUGUCAUGGAGAGCAUACGCUUGUUGAGCUUUUUGUUAAGAGAGAAUUUGAGUGCGAUUGUGGGACAACGCGCUUUCCUAUUACAUCGCCAUGUACGCUGCGGAUCGAUCCAGUGACUAAUAAGAGAGGAAGUGUGCACUCUGAGAAACCGUCAGCCACCAACAAGUACAAUCAAAACUUCAGAAACCGAUUUUGCGGAUGCAAAUGUCUCUAUGAUGCAGAAGAAGAGAAAGGGACUAUGUAUCAGUGUCUAGGGCUCGGCACAGCUGAGACGGGCGGAUGCGGCGAAGACUGGUGGCAUCCAGAGUGCAUUCUCGGACUUGAUCGUGAAAGUUACGAGGAUCAAAAUGAAACACGUACAUCUACCCCCUUGAAAGAUCCAAAAGGCAUCGAGACUACCACCGAAGCUCCGAUAAACAGGGGGGAAGAGAGCUGUGAAGAAGGCAGAUUUACCGCACCCCUGAUGACAGAAUUGAACGAUUGCAGUGAAGGCGAAGGACUAACCCCACCUGGUUUCCCGAACGAAGACGAUUUUGAGGGCUUCAUUUGUUACAAGUGUGUUGAUGCGUAUCCGUGGAUAAAGAGAUAUGCGGGUACGCCUGGAUUUUUGCCUGCGAUUUACCGAAAAAAAGCUGCUACCGCUCAUGAGACCGACGAAACAGAAUCAACUUCACAAACUGGGAAGAAGAGAAAAGUAGAAGGAGACAACGGUGAACCCGCUGAGAUUUAUAAGCGGAAUAAAAAAGAAACAAUUAUUGAUAAUAUAGAGCUUAAUAGAACUUCUAAUGAUAACGCUUCUACGGAGCCCCAAGAUAUACAGACCUCUUCAUGUAGGAUUGAGGCUUAUCCAGUCGCAGAUAAAGAGCAAUUCUCCCUCUUUUUCAAAGAGGAUUUUCGCUCAUAUCUCUGCCACUGCAAUUCCUGCUUCCCUAAGCUACAAGUCCACCCUCAACUUCUACAAGCCGAAGAAGUUUAUGAGCCUUCGGUUGCUUCGAGUCACUGCGAUUUAGCCGGCAGCACGGCAGGAAGCGGUAGUAUUUACGAUCGUGGUGAGAGCGCGCUUCAGAAUAUCGAUCGUGUCCAGGCUAUAGAAGGUGUCAUGGCAUACAAAAAACUCAAAGACAAGCUUAAGCCUUUCUUUCAACAGUUUGCACAGAGUGGUGAAGCCAUCUCAGCUGAAGAUAUCAAGGCUUAUUUCGCAAAGAUUCGUGGUGAUGAACUGCCAGUACAGGAGGCGGGUGAAGCCACUGAAAUUGGGAAUCAGAAGCACGAGCAGCAUGGCUAUUGA
This is a messenger RNA of Blumeria graminis f. sp. triticale, 1575 nucleotides long. NCBI's taxonomy places the organism in Eukaryota, Fungi, Ascomycota, Leotiomycetes, Helotiales, Erysiphaceae. The record is from the annotation of a GenBank genome assembly.